Danio aesculapii is the source of this 7705-nucleotide messenger RNA. RefSeq names its product DDHD domain containing 1a (gene ddhd1a). NCBI's taxonomy places the organism in Eukaryota, Metazoa, Chordata, Actinopteri, Cypriniformes, Danionidae. Gene Ontology annotation, cellular component: cytoplasm. The record is from RefSeq and is a predicted model, not a curated record. The coding region runs from base 999 to 3464 and encodes 821 amino acids. The transcript has 14 exons. Gene Ontology annotation, molecular function: glycerophospholipase activity; metal ion binding.
UGUCAGCGUGCCAGCGGGUCAGUCCAAGUCUGUGUCCCCGCCGCCGGUAGACUGACCGGAAUAUCGCAUAGACUCGAUGUGUUUCUGUUUGGGACGCGGACUCAUUGAUGGAUAAACAGAGCUGAAGCAGGUGACCGUGUGACAUGGUGUCCUCCGGUUGCUUUGAUCCGCAGCAGGUUUGCACGAGCACGUAAAUCCGGUAGUGUAGGAAUCAGUGCAGUCCGUCGCACCGGUUCUUCCACUUUAACGUUACCGUUUCGCUACCGCCAGUUACAAAACAGCUAAAUUAUGUGACAUAGGAUCGUUCAGUGUUCUUUUUUAAACGGGUAAGUUGCGUUUAUCAUACUUUUUAAUAUGGUAUGAUGUCAUAUUGCAAGUUUUGAGGCUCGUCAGAAACAAGAAGCGACGAACAGCCGAAUAGCAUGACAUAACGUCAUUUAAAUGUUUGUUUUAAAUGGCUAUUAUUUCAGUUAGACUACUAUUAAUGCGUUAUGACGUCACAUUUUCAGGUAUAUGACUCGUUAUCGGUCAGUCUGUCUCACCUGACCAGUUACGAAGCGACGAACUGCUGAAUAACAUGACAUGAAGUCAUUUAAAGUCUGUGUUAAGGGGUUACUUUUUAAGUUUGUGUACUUUAACGUAAUAUUGUCAGGUGUAUGAAUGUUUAGCCGUCAGUCAGACUCACCUGGCCAGUUAUUAAGCGACGAACUCCUCAAUAGCAUGACAUUAAAGUCGUUUAAUGUCUGUUAAGAGUACUUUUUCAGGUAGGUUACAAUUGUUAUGACGUCAUAUUGUCGGAUAUAGGACUUGUUAGCGGUCAGUCAGACACACCCGACCAAGUAAGAAGCGACAAACUGUGCUGAAUAACAUGACAGAGUCUUAUAACGUUUGCACUUUUUCAGUCAGGCAUCUAUUGUUGCGGUAUGACGUCAUACUGUCAGGUAUAUGACUUCUGACCAACGUCACAGAGGUCAGUUCAGGUCAAGCAAGGAGUUAUUAUGAGCGCUCUUACUAAGAAGACACGGUUUAUUAACAACCCAGGCAAUAAGCUGUCUUUUGGCAGCGAUGCCUUCUUCAGUCUCUGUGAUGAGUCCAUCGGGAGAGGGAUGUACAUGGAGAAACACUGUCCGCAACGGGAUGGGAUGACACUAGCACUUAGAAAUCCCACUCGGGAUGGCUUUUCUGGAGACCAUCUGGAUUUAAACACAGCUUCUGUGUCCAACUACCUCCAUAACAGCAAUACCAGCUACUGCACGAGCCCUGUGUCGGACUGCCACGGGAAAGCGCUGGACAUCCGCAAACGUUCCUGCUCUUCCAGACACAGAUUCGAGGUGGUCACCGAACUGGGACCGGAGGAAGUCAGGUGGUUUUACAAAGAGGACAAAAAGACGUGGAAGCCUUUCAUGGGACACGACUCUCUCAAUAUAGAAAUCAUGUAUCGCAGAUUCACCCAGCUGAACCCAGGAGGAUCUGUAAAUCAGGAGAGAUUAGGAGAUGAUGGAGCACCGCUGGAGAGGCGUGAAAGUGAGGACGCCUGUGUAGAAGCGGUGUGUGUCAGAGGAGGACUCUAUGAAGUGGACGUGAGGAGUAAAGAGUGCUAUCCAGUGUACUGGAAUCAACAGGAGCGAAUCCCUGUGAUGAGAGGGCAGUGGUUCACCGACGCCACAUGGGCUCCUGUGGAGGAGGACGAGAGCGAGCUGAUCGAGAAAGAGCACCUGGCCUGUUUCAGAGGACAGCAGAUUCAGGACACCUUCGACACAGACGCUCUGGCCAAGACUGUGGACAGAAAAGAUGUUCUUUCCCACUUCCCUCCAUUCUACCUCCCCUUUCUAUUCAAAUGGAGCGGAUAUCAGACGGGUGCUAAAAGUCACAAGCGAAAGCGAUGUCAAGCCAUUCACAGUGUGCAGCUGAGCCGCAGUCAUGUGGACUGGUACAGUGUGGAUGAAGUCUAUCUAUACAGCGACGCCACCACGUCCAAGAUCGCCCGCACCGUCACACAGAAACUGGGCUUCUCCAAAGCCUCCAGCAGCGGCACUCGACUGCACCGCGGUUAUGUAGAGGAGGCGUCGCUGGAUGAUAAACCUCCAAACACCACACACAUCGUCUUCGUCAUUCACGGCAUUGGACAGAAGAUGGACAAAGAUCGCAUCAUUAAAAACACUGGCAUGCUGCGUGAAGCAGUGAGGAAGAUGGAGGAGAAGCACUUUGCUGAGCAGGCAGAGGAACAUGUGGAGUUCCUGCCGGUCGAAUGGCGAUCCAAACUGGCUCUGGAUGGCGACACGGUGGAGUCCAUCACGCCAGAUAAAGUGAGAGGCCUGAGGGAUUUACUCAACAGCAGCGCCAUGGACAUCAUGUACUACACCAGCCCGCUCUACAGAGACGAGAUCACUAAAGGUUUGACGCAGGAGCUCAACCGCCUCUACUCUCUCUUCUGCUCACGAAACCCCGAAUUUGAGCGGAACGGUGGUAAAGUGUCCAUCAUCUCCCACUCUCUGGGCUGCGUGAUCACCUUCGACAUCAUGACCGGGUGGGAUCCUGUGCGCUUCUGUCUGCAGGAGCACCACGAUCAGCUGGAGGCCGAAGAUUCACAGUGGAGCAGCUAUGAAGAGCGACACCUGCUGGAGGAAGUGCAGCUCACCAGACAAAGGUUACAUGAACUACGAGAUCAGCUUCACGGCCUGAAGGAAUCAAAACCUGCAUCCUUCCCUACGCUGAAGUUUAAGGUGGAGAACUUCUUCUGCAUGGGUUGUCCUCUGGCUGUGUUCCUGGCAUUGAGAGGGAUCCGGCCUGGAAACACUGGUCAUCAGGACCACAUCAUGCCCAAAUCCAUCUGCCGGCGCCUCUUCAACAUCUUCCACCCGACAGAUCCUGUGGCCUACCGACUGGAGCCUCUGGUAUUAAAGCACUAUAGCAAAAUCGCACCGGUUCAGAUACACUGGUGUAACACCAUCAACCCCACGCCAUAUGAUGAGAUCAGACCCACUUAUCUAAACACAAGCAAAGACACAGCGUCUGACAUGGAGAACGGCUCCAGUCCCAGCACCUCGCCUGUCCUGGCCAGGAGACACUACGGAGAGUCCAUCACCAACCUGGGCAAGGCCAGCAUAUUAGGUGCUGCGAGCCUUGGCAAGGGCAUCGGUGGGAUUUUGUUCUCUCAUUUCUCCCGCUCUCCCAGUCUGCCGUCAGCUGUGGAUUCUGGGAUGGGGGACAGCGAGGACAGCCAAAGCACUUUCACAUUUUCAGCCAUUCCUCCUUCCUCAUCCUCCUCACUAUUUGAUGCAACAGUGGAGAUGGAGCACCGCAUUGACUUCGAGCUGCGCGAGGGUAUGGUGGAGAGCCGCUAUUGGUCAGCGGUGACCUCACACACAGCCUAUUGGACGUCCCAUGACGUGGCCCUGUUCCUCCUGACCUUCAUAUACAAACAGCAGAGCACAGAGCAAACAGAAAACAGCACAGCCAUGUAGCACAGGUGACGCAGUACACACUGAUCCAUCCCUUAAAUCAACACUUAGUGCCUCCGAGUUCCUUUCCUAGGCCUUUCCUUACGGACAGAGGCGGGACUAUGCAAAUACCUCCAGCACUGAUCCUCAUCAUUAAGAAACAGCAAUAAUUUCUAUAUUUUUAUAUAGUCAAGUCCAAAGAAAUUUGAUCUAUAGAAAGAUCUAGAGAAAUGUCUUUAUUUAGUUAAUGGUAUAUAAUAGUAUGACUGCAUUCAAAAUUGCCUACUUCUCGAGUAGGUACUACAUUUGAAUUUACUACACGACCCAAUUCAAAUAGUAUGAAUGUGAGUAGUAUGGAUGGAAUUUGGACGUACUACAUCAGCCAUUUUGUCUUUAUCACUCGACCUGCACACCUCGGUUGUCUCAAUUCACCCACGUUCAUGAAUUCUCUCUAAGUGCAUCAUGGGAUAGCGUAGCGUACAUCAUAUGCGCACUUCAGAAUCUCGGGAGUAGUAGGUCAUCUCACUUCUCAUAUUGUUUUUCUAAUGGUAUGAAUACUGUUUUUCAUGCACUAAAUAGUAGGUAAGUGUGCGGUUUGGGACACACCCUAUGUGUACACGAUGAGAGAUUCCUUCUGUUCUGUUUCGACUUGAGCAAUCAGUGUGUGUUUAAUGCAUUAAUAUGUUUAUUAACAUACAUAACUACUGUAAAUCUGUGUGUUUAUGCAGAAUGUCCUGCACUUUGUAUUUAUUUUAUUUAUUUUAUUGAGGGUUUCACAAGAUUAGGAAUUAUGAUGACAGGCUGGAAAGAUAACGUUCACCCAUAAAUAUAUAUAUAUUAAUUAUUUAUUUUUGACAUUAUUUUCAUUAGAAAGAAACAUAUUUGUGAUCCUGGACCAUAAAACCAGUCAUAAGUGUCCAUUUGUGGAGGUUUAGGGUGCAAAAUAGUUCAAACAAGUCACGUGCGAGUAAACUCUCCCCACAUUGAUCAGAGUUUCAGGGUUUAUUCUUCCCACAAAUUCCACUCAGCUGUCAUGCGUUGCUUUUUUAACUAAUAAUGAUAAGCAAUAAGACAUUAAAGGUGCAAAGAUGCACUUUUAAUUUUGACACCCACACACCUCAUAACCAAAUAGACCAGGCAUGGGCAAACUUGAUCCUGGAGGGCCGGUGUCCCUGCAGAGUUUUGCUCCAACACUAAUCAAACACACCUGAACACCCUAAGUAGUGUCUUUAAGAUCACUAGAAAGCUACAAGCAGGUGUGUUUGAUUGGGGUUGGAGCAAAACUAUGCAGGGACACCGGCCCUCCAGGAUCGAGUUUGCCCAUCCCUGAAAUAGACUAUAACUCAGAGAGGUCAGACUUUCUCAUACAGAGCCUCAUUUCAGUUGUCAGGGGUUGUACAAGUCUAUGUAUUGAAUCUAUCGCCAUUCAUUCAUGUGACAUUUAAUUGUUUAUUUUAAAAUAAGAAUAAGACAUUCAAUAAUUUAGUUUUCAUUAUUAAUUAUGAGUUUAAAAAUAACGUUGGCUAGGAUUCUGCAUUAUAGGCUUACGUUAUAGAGAGAAAUAACAGAUGAAGCGAGACUGCAGUCUGAUCAUGAAGCGGAUCAGUGUUGAUCUUACUUUGUCAGUGCAGAAAUAUGAACAAAACAAUAUGCCAAUGCCUAAUACAAAAUAUUAUACGAUUAAAAUAUGCAAAUCAGAUGGUAAUGUCAGCCUGUUGUCCUAACGGAUAAACAGCUCUCGGUAAUAGUUCAGUUGCCAUCAAUCCUACUGGUAAAUGUGCAUUUCAUGUAGAAUACGAAAGUGAAAGCUGCCCUACUCAUCAUUCUCCCUGCAUAUAGCCGUAUAGAUGGCUAUUACAUAUCCAUAAUACACUGUGAUAUAGCCUGCUUUGUUAGUUCGUUGGAUCGUAUUGCUAUCUCACUACAAUUGAUCCCCUCCAGAGUUCGUUUCAAUCGAGCCCAGACCACGCGCUCGUCAGAGAACGAUUGCUGGAUUCACAUAUGCCAAAGGAACCGAGCUAACGGGACAAAACAAUGCCAGGGGUGUACAGAAAAAUAUGAAAAGCAUAAUAGAGUUAUAUGAAAGUUCAUAAACUUAAUAGCUAAAACACAAUAAAAUAAUCAAAUGUUAUACGUUCUCGCUGCAGUCCAGUACGUAUUGGACAUUGUACCGCCCACUGUAACGCCCAUACUACUGUGACAGUUGGGUUUAUGGUAGGGGGAGGUGUAGACGAUUACUCAGUGGACCUGGUCCAGUACGUCAUCAAUAGGCCCAGACGGAAUCUGCAGACGUUUUUUGCUAUUUCUGCUGAGAAUUUUGGUUAAAAAUCUGCAGAUUUCUGCUGAAUUAUUUUGGGAGUAUCAUAACUAAAACCUUAAUAUGUGAAAUAAAAAAUAAUAUCCUUUUAACUUCUAAUGUUUAAAAUGCAAAUCCAAUUAGAUUCACUUCAUUUGGUAAACAAAGCAAGUCUCUCAUAUAAUAUCUCUACUAAAAGACAGAAAAUAUUACUGUACAAACUGCACUGUACAUAAAUCAGAUGAACAUUUUCAUAAUAAUCAAUAAUGUUACUGUCAUUCUUUUAUAAACUGAAUAAAAGAUUUACACACAUUUACUCAAGUUCAAUUCAGUUCAAUUCCCCUUUAUUUGUAUAGCGCUUCUACAAUGUAGAUUGUGUCAAAGCAGCUUCACAUAAAAGGUCACAGUAAAUAGGAACAGUGCAGUUCAGUUUGUAGUGUUUAAGUUCAGUUCAGUUGAGCUCAGUUCAGUGUGGUUUAAUAAUCACUACUGAGAGUCCAAAUACUGAAGAGCAAAUCCAACGAUGCGCAGCUCUACAGAUCCUGAACCAUGCAAGCCAGUGGCGACAGCGGAGAGGGAAAAAAACUUCACUAAAUGGCGAAAGUGAAGAAUUAAAAAACCUUGAGAGUAACCAGACUCAGUUGGGCACGACCAUUUUAAUUUCUCCGCUGGCCAAACGUCUUGUGCAGAGCUGCAGUCUCAGCGGCGGAGGCUGGAAGCUGGCCUCAGCGAAGACUCGUCUGUCUCUGGAGCGUCACAGGAAUCAGUCUCAUGUUCUCCACUCCUCCAUGACCACCACAGUAGCUGCUCGGGAUACGGCCCGGUCCAGGAUAUGGAAACCUUGGGAUCAUCUCGUCGAUGGCAAGUAAAUAAACAUAAUUAACGAUGGGCUGGAAAUCUGUGGAAAAUCAUGCGCAGAUUCAGUGUGGGUCUAGUCAUCAAGCUGCAGUGAGGACUGUCUCGGUUCCGAAACGUCUAGGUGUGAAAGCACACUUAUACGUCACCUGGAAUUGUUAUAUUUUGCUGAGAGGCAACUAUUUAAAAUUCUGCAAUCUGAGGGUUCAUGUCAAUACUGAGAAAAUCAUCUUAAAUUGUUAAAGUUUUGAUAUAUUUCGAGUAGUAAUUCACUGAAUAUCUUCAUGGACAUGAUCUUCCCUUAAUACUCCAGUGAUUUGUGGUGUAAAAGGACAAUAAAUCAUUUAAACCUAAAGCGUAUGUUUUGGGAUUUUGCCUCAAAUACCCCACUGCAACAUACAUUUUGUGGUCCAGGGUCACAUUCCUGUCAAAUCUAAUGUGUGGAGGGUCUGCGCUUCAGUUAAUCAUUCAUUCAUUUUCAUUAAUUAAUAUUCCCAAUGUAGUAAAUGCAUUAUUGAAUUGUCUUUACUCCAAACCAAGCAAAUUAAACAGCAUCCUGGCGCUACAUUCACCCUACUUCAGGACUUUGAUUGACUGAUUUAAGAGCUCUGUGUCGCUUUCUGCCAUUUUGUCUGACGAACAAAGCAAAAAUCGAAUGCAUUUAGCAGAUUAACAUCGAUAAACCUGAACUUGACAAUAUGUGAAAAUGUUUUCAUUAGGCUGAGGAAUAUACCAAUUUAAUUUCAAUUCAAUUUCAGUUUUUUUGGUACGAUGCUUUCCACUAUAAUUACUGUUCCAAAGUAGCUUAACAAAAGGUGUGCGUUAUUUCAUUACAAUCAACAUCAGAAAUGGACACACAAGAUGGCAGAAAGCACAUCCUGUUUGUUUCCUUCGUUUUACAAAAACACUAUAUUUUCUUAUGGAGCUAGAUUAGUCUCAAUAAUAAUUAUAUAUAUAUUUAUGAGCGUUAUACAACAGUUCUGUCUGGUUCUCCAAUCUGAUUGGCUGAUAGCCGUGUGAUAUUCUGGAAUCACAGCACUCGUACAGCCUCUUCACCCUUCUGUAUUACUCCGCCCACACGGAGUGAUCAAUAAACUCACUACAGUUUGACAAA